Molecule: messenger RNA, 1746 nt
Organism: Neogale vison (American mink)
Lineage: Eukaryota; Metazoa; Chordata; Mammalia; Carnivora; Mustelidae
Gene: AKTIP
Product: AKT interacting protein
Exons: 10
Coding region: 173-1054 (293 amino acids)
Source: RefSeq, a predicted model, not a curated record
GGGGCGGGGAGCAGGCAGGGGCCGGGCUGGCGCUGCGGCCAGAGAUGCUGUGGGGCCGCGACGGCGCUCAGCAGCCGGGAAUACUGCGUUGAAAACGCCGAGGUAAAGUGACUUCUGAGGACAGAAGUUUGAUGACACAGACCACUGAAUUUCUUUGUUUGGAAUCCACGUUAUGAACCCUUUCUGGAGUAUGUCUGCAAGCUCUGUCCGCAAACGAUCUGACGGUGAGGAGAAGGCAUUAACAGGGGACGUGAUAACCAGCCCUCCACGUGCUGCUCCAAAGAAACAGCUGCCUUGUAUUCCCAAAAACGCUUUGCCCAUAACUAAGCCUACAUCCCCCGCCCCAGCCGCACAGUCAACAAACGGCACACAUGCUUCUUACGGACCCUUCUACUUGGAAUACUCUCUUCUUGCAGAAUUUACCUUGGUCGUGAAGCAGAAGCUGCCAGGUGUCUAUGUGCAGCCGUCCUACCGCUCUGCAUUAAUGUGGUUUGGAGUAAUAUUCAUACGGCAUGGACUGUAUCAAGACGGUGUAUUUAAGUUUACAGUUUACAUCCCUGAUAACUACCCGGAUGGUGACUGCCCGCGCUUGGUGUUUGAUAUUCCCGUCUUUCACCCGCUAGUCGACCCCACCUCAGGGGAACUGGAUGUCAAGAGAGCAUUUGCUAAAUGGAGGCGGAACCAUAAUCACAUUUGGCAAGUUUUAAUGUACGCAAGGAGAGUUUUCUACAAGAUUGAUACAUCAAGCCCCCUAAACCCAGAGGCUGCAGUGCUGUAUGAAAAAGAUGUUCAGCUUUUUAAAAGCAAAGUGGUGGACAGUGUUAAGAUGUGCACGGCUCGUUUGUUUGACCAACCUAAGAUAGAAGACCCCUACGCAAUUAGCUUUUCUCCAUGGAAUCCUUCUGUACAUGAUGAAGCCAGAGAAAAGAUGCUGACUCAGAAGAAGAAGCCUGAAGAACAGCACAAUAAAAGUGUUCAUGUUGCCGGCCUGUCAUGGGUAAAGCCUGGUUCAGUACAACCUUUCAGUAAAGAAGAGAAAACAGUAGCCACUUAAGCGCUGGUGAAUCUGGUGCACCGUGCACUUUCCUGCCGGACUCGGGCCUAGUUAGAGCUGACCGAUGGCAAAGGACUGCCGGAAGAGUAAAACUGUGCGAACGAGGACUGGUAUCAGUGUGUCCGUGGGUGCGUGGGUUCUAACAGCAAGUUUGGGAAACCUCUCUCUAAGUAAUGCAUUACUUCUGUCAGAAGUGUCUUUAGGGUGGUUAUCUAGUUGAGUACUCCAAAUUAUUGGGGACCUCGAGGCUUAAGUAUUUUUCUGAAUAUAACGCUCAAGGUAAGUUACGUUCAUUUAAACUAAUAGAGUAGCAGAGUUCGGCACUCUCGAGACUCUGACAUGCGUGGUUUCAGUUGUAUAUAAUGUCAGGACGAGAAGGAGGUAGAGAGAACAGGUUCCGUAGCUGAUGAGCACUUGGAAAUGGAAGAUCAUCCGAACCUCAGUCCUCAGUCUGCUGUCUUACUGCUUUACAGACUCCUGUCAAUCACUGAGGUACACAUUAGGUGAGUGAGAGGAAACCAGAACACUUGUUCAUAGCUGAGGUUUUUUUUCUUUUUUUUUAAAAGGAAAUUACUUACUGUAUUUUUAUGGCAGGAGGGAGAAAGUGUUAAAACGGUUUCUAAUGAAGUCAGAUAUUUAAAUGAUGAAUGACUAAUGUGUUUUGUAGAAACAAAAAUAAACCAAUAAAUGAU